Molecule: messenger RNA, 927 nt
Organism: Eriocheir sinensis (Chinese mitten crab)
Lineage: Eukaryota; Metazoa; Arthropoda; Malacostraca; Decapoda; Varunidae
Product: antileukoproteinase-like
Exons: 2
Coding region: 161-595 (144 amino acids)
Cellular component (GO): extracellular region
Molecular function (GO): peptidase inhibitor activity
Source: RefSeq, a predicted model, not a curated record
ACGGUGGUAAAAAGUCGUUUAAAUUGUGGCAGGCGGCUUCAGGUAACAGAAGAAGGCAAGAAGCGGCCUUGUAUUAGCAACCGGCCACGAAGCGUAUAAAAGGGCCGGCCGCCCCUACCGCCGCACAGUUCCUGCCACUGCCUCUGCUGCUGCUAACAAGAUGGUGUCCCUUCACGUGAUGGUGGUGCUGCUGGCGGCCUGCGCGGCUCCCUCCCUGCAGCAAUUCGCGGCGCCGCCCGCCUCCUGCAGCCACUGGUGCAGGACUCCCGAGAACCAGGUGUACUGCUGCAAGGAGGGCAACGAACCCAUCCCGGAGCGCAUUGUGGUGAAGCCUGGCCGCUGCCCGCCCGUACGCCCCGUGUGCCCCCCCGUCAGGAACUUCGGCGGCCCCCCCGCCCACUGCUCCAGCGACAGUGACUGCAGCAGCUACGACAAGUGCUGCUUCGACAGGUGCCUCUCGGAGCAUGUGUGCAAGCCGCCCCACAAUAACGCUUUCGGCCACGGCAGCUUCGGCGGCAGCCAAGGAGGGUUCAACAACUUCGGCGGCAGCCAUGGAGGGCACGGCAACUUCGGCGGCAGCCAAUUCGGACGCUAAGAGGGGGACAUGAUGGAGUAACUCAUGGCCAUUUUUUUGUUUGAUUUUAAGAUAACUAAUUAUUAUUAUUAUUAUUAUUAUUAUUAUUAUUAUUAUUAUUAUUAUUAUUAUUAUUAUUAUUAUUAUUAUUAUUAUUAUUAUUAUUAUUAUUAUUAUUUUAUUUAUUAUUUUUUUAUUAUUAUAUUAUUAUUAUUUUUUCGGGUGAGGGGUUAUAGUUUUAAGACAAUUCAUGGCGGAUAUUAAAUGCCGCUCUGAGAAAUACUUCAUUUUUAUUGUAAGACCAAGCUUUUUACUUUUUGUUAUCAAUAAAAAAAACAUUCCUACAAAAAAAA